AAGUUAAAUUUCUGUUUUGAAACAAUCGUGGAGAACUCGGAUUUUCUGUUCAGUCUACAAUAUAUAACCUCACUGGAUAAUGACCAAGUAAUUCAAAUUUUGUCGAACGAGAAUUUGAAAUCUGCAAAGUUACCAAAUGUGUUAAAUAUAAUUUCUCGAAGAAGCUACCGCGAAGUGCUUGUUCACAAAAAUCCAAAGUUAUCUUAUCAAUACUAUUUUCCAUUUAAAAUAACUCAUGUUACAAAUGCUGCUUUUAUUGGAGACUAUUAUGGUGAGUGUCCACA
Messenger RNA from Caenorhabditis elegans, 284 nucleotides. The record is from the annotation of a RefSeq genome assembly. NCBI's taxonomy places the organism in Eukaryota, Metazoa, Nematoda, Chromadorea, Rhabditida, Rhabditidae.